This is a messenger RNA of Glarea lozoyensis ATCC 20868, 966 nucleotides long. RefSeq lists its product as uncharacterized. The coding region runs from base 1 to 966 and encodes 321 amino acids. The record is from RefSeq and is a predicted model, not a curated record. NCBI's taxonomy places the organism in Eukaryota, Fungi, Ascomycota, Leotiomycetes, Helotiales, Helotiaceae. The transcript has a single exon.
AUGGACCCUUGUCGAAAAUGCUCGCAACUUGUCGUCGACAAAACCCAUAUGCGAUGGAGCAUCUGUACACCAUGCCUCAGCCAAAAGAUACUGGAGACUCCAAAGUCACACAAACGAAUGCUCGAGCAAGAAAUCGCAUCUCGCGCUGCCUAUGACGCGUAUGAGAUCGCCCUACCUGCCAAGAAGCCAGAAACCGAGGAAGAAAAAUCGCGAAGAGAGAGGCAGGAGCAGAUCGAGAGAUGGCAGAAAGCUCUACGAGACGAUGAAGCACGACUGGCCAAGGAACGGGUGGGAAAGCAGUCUAGAUCGCCAUUUGAAUUUGACCUCAAAGCUUCGAAAAACAACUUGUUGUUGGGGAGUAUCUUAGCAGACUGUGCUACAAUUAUCCAUGCUGCGACUAUCAAGGAGAAGGACGAAAUGUGCCAAACUCAAAUGAAUCGAGUCCCAAACAUCGCCACCAGCAUCAUUAAAGUUCCAAUACAUAAACCAGAAUACGACGAGAACGCCGCCGGGAAAUCUUCCAAUGUCGAAGGUUUUAAACUCGCAAACUCAAUCGUUGACCACAUAAAUAUGGCAGUUGGUCAUAACAUCAGAAAAAAAUAUCAAGAAACUUGCGUUCAGGACCUCACGGCAAAUCUAGGCUUUUUUGGAUCAUGGUCAGCCAGAUCCAUUGGAACAAUUGCCAAAAGCAGGUAUCAGAUGCCGACGGAAACCAUUAAAACCGCGAGCAUCAUUCUACCAACGAGAACCAUUCUGAGCGAUAGUACGAUGGAAACUAAUGUGAAAGUUGCCAGAAAGGAGGAGGAGGAAUUGAACUCUGCGAGCCAGGAAAGCGACGAUGAAAAUUGGGACUUCGAGCUCGACGAACUCAGUCUCGAAGAAUUGGAAGAGGACCAGGAGAUACUUGAGGAAACACCUCAUCAACAACAAAGCUUCACCGAUAGUUUUGAGGCUCAGAUUGCAUAA